UUCUUAUCUAAAGCCGCUGGGCGGCUUGUAUUGCGGGUCUACUCUGGCACCAUGAAUUCGAUUCCAUCGUCUGGUUUUCUUUCAUCAAUACUCAAUAAUAUGGAUACACUAACCGCACCUUGUUUCUCACCAUUUCAAACUACACAUGAAGACGAUAGGAAACAGGAUUCACCACUACUCAAUCUGCCUAGUAAUGUUUUAGACAAUAUAGUUUCGUUCAUACCACUUAAAGUUCGUACCCUCCUCGUCGCUCCUGUAUGUCGUGCCCUUCGAGAUAGUGUAUACCGUUCCAUAACCUCGGUUGCUUUCUACAAGACACAGCUAGAUGAGCUUAGCGAUACCAGGAUCAAGUACUUUUUGAGCAUACAUGGUCAUAAGAUAACUGCCAUCAAUUUCGAUCUAUUCCGAUCAGUUGAAGACGAGGUCUAUUUUGUAAAUGAAUUUCAGGCAUGUACUCAAUGGAAUUGGCGGCAGUCUGUGAUAACUGCUGUUAAAAUGUGCAGCAACCUCAGGGAGCUUGAUAUACUCGUCUGUAAACGCCAUCGUCUCAGAGAUACCGAUUUGCUUACAAUAUUUCGAGAAUGUCCUCAGCUCCAAGUGCUUUGCAUUGACGCCCAGUACCUAAGCGGACAUUGCUUCCAGGUCGCUCCACUCGGCUUACAACGUCUGGAACUAGAAAUGUGCUUGCGACUAUCUGAGCCAUCAAUGAGAUCGAUAUUCACUCGCCUUAAAAAACUGAAGGUCCUAUACAUAUCUGAACUGAGAAUUCUCAAAGAUUCGAUAGUUUCGGGACUAGCGAGCAAUUUGAAAAAUCUCCGAGAUCUUUCAAUCAUUGCAAAUCCUGAAUCUCUCAGCAUCUGGCUUGACGCAUUUGGCUCGCCUGCCAAGGCUGCAAAAUCUUUGCCUUGA
Messenger RNA from Strongylus vulgaris, 909 nucleotides. Lineage: Eukaryota; Metazoa; Nematoda; Chromadorea; Rhabditida; Strongylidae. The record is from the annotation of a GenBank genome assembly.